Necator americanus (New World hookworm) is the source of this 309-nucleotide messenger RNA. RefSeq lists its product as uncharacterized. The coding region runs from base 1 to 309 and encodes 102 amino acids. Lineage: Eukaryota; Metazoa; Nematoda; Chromadorea; Rhabditida; Ancylostomatidae. The transcript has a single exon. The record is from RefSeq and is a predicted model, not a curated record.
AUGCUGAACGAAAUUCCGCCAACGUGUGUCUAUUCAUGUUGGAGUACGGAUCAGAAAGAAGUUUUGCGAUGCGGACUCCUUCAUAAAGUGCAUCCAGAAUGUGGCAAGAAAGACGUUUCGGUUUUAUUGACGCGGAAGAAGUUUGCCUAUGCAGAUGCGGAAUCCGUAUAUGAAACUGGAGAAGAGCUGUUCUUAGGAACAUCGACAAUAGAGGUGUUGGUGGAGUUGGCGUCCUCGUCAACACGAGUAUGGCAAAGAACAUCGACUCUUUCGAACAAUUUACGACCCGAAUCGGACGUCUGCGGAUGA